Messenger RNA from Cavenderia fasciculata, 600 nucleotides. RefSeq lists its product as uncharacterized. The transcript has a single exon. Bases 1 to 600 code for a protein of 199 amino acids. The record is from RefSeq and is a predicted model, not a curated record. Gene Ontology annotation, biological process: Mo-molybdopterin cofactor biosynthetic process. NCBI's taxonomy places the organism in Eukaryota, Evosea, Eumycetozoa, Acytosteliales, Cavenderiaceae.
AUGAUAAAGAAUCUUUUGGUUGGUAGAUCAUUGACUAGUACAUUGAAUAGUAGUAGUAUAUUAUGUAGAUUUGGUAACUACUAUGGUUAUUCUUAUUCAACAUUUACACAUAUCGAUGCUGAUAAACAACAACCUACAAUGGUAGAUGUAUCCGAUAAAUCAGUGACUAAAAGAACUGCUAUUGCAAGAUCAACUAUAGAGUUUCCAUCACAUGUUUUAGAGCAGUUACAAGGCAAUAUUACUUCAGAUGGCGGUAAAGUUAAAGAUAUAGUAUCAAAGAAAGGACCAGUAUUUGCAACUAGUAUAGUUGCAGGAACAAUGGCAGCUAAAAAGUGUUGGGAUCUUAUACCAUUCUGUCAUCCCAUCGCCAUUGAAUCGUGUACAUUUGACAUUAACAUUGUCGACAAGACUCACGUUCAAGUCGAUUGUACAGUGUCUUGUAGUGGAAAGACUGGAGUGGAGAUGGAAGCAUUGACAGGUGCAUCGGUUGCAAGUCUAACCAUCUAUGACAUGUGUAAAGCAUUAUCACAUGAUAUCAUCAUAAAAGAAACUAAACUAAUCAAUAAAUUGGGUGGCAAGAGUGAUAUCAACAAGAAGUAA